UCUACCCUCCCCCACCAAUCUCCCGAGGACACGUCCGCCAUUUGAAACGGACAUCCCAUUCCCGCGUUUCUGAAGAAAACUCCCAACACACCCGUCUCCCUCUGCACCCUCCAAAUCAAAUUAAAAAUAUUAGCGGAAACAGAAUACAGCAACGGUCAGUCCAAUUGAUCAGCGAGCACCUCACGGAUCGGAUCUUCUUUCAUGGCAACACUCUCCCCUCCGAUCGCUGCGCCUCGAAGACUCGGUCUAAUUACCUCAUAUAAUCUCUCCGAUCGCUUUCCAUAUUUUGGACACUCGAUUUUAUUAAGGGACCUUUGCUCCUUUUCUUCUACUUUCCAUCUAAUGUUAUUACGUUCAGAGGCUCUUACUCUUGCGCUUCUUCGUCUUCUUUUUGGAAUCCGAUAAGUUGAUCGGAUUUUCUACGGUUCCGUAGAACUACAGUUUUGCCACUGAGGAUAAAAAUGGCUGCUUCUUCCGUCAAGUUUCUCUUUGGAUUCCUGAUGAUUUCCAUCACAUUGUGGAUGGUUUUCAUAUUUGCUUCGAGGUUGCUGGUUUGGAUUCUAUGUCGGAUUGUCGGAGCAUCUGUUGGAUUCCGCAUUGAUGGAUGGAGAUGUUUGAGGGAUGUUGUGGUGAAGCUCAAUAAGGGUGCUGUUGAAUCCAUAUUAGUGGGAGAAAUUAAGCUCAGUUUAGGUCAAUCCUUGGUUAAACUUGGGGCUGGCAUUAUUUCUAAGCAUCCAAAGCUACAGCUGUUAAUAUGUGACUUAGAAAUUGUAUUGAGGCCUUCAAGUAAAAGCUCACAGAAAGCUAAAUCCCGGAAACCUCGCACUUCAGGCAGGGGAAAGUGGAUGACUGUAGCUAACAUUGCAAGAUUUUUGUCAGUUUCUAUUACGGAUUUCGUUUUGAAGACACCUAAAGCAACUAUUGAAGUUAAGGAACUCAAAGUAGAUAUAUCUAAAGAUGGUGGCUCCAAACCCAAUCUGUUUUUUAAACUACACAUAUUACCCAUUUCUGUCCACACUAUUCAGCUGCUCUCUGGCAUUAUGGAAAAGCCUUCUGCUCCUUUUUGCUGUGAAGAGUUUUCUCUCUCUUGUGAAUUUGGCCAUGAUAGGGAAGCUGGUGUAGUUGUCCAAAAUGUGGACAUUAACUGUGGAGAGAUUAUUGUGAACCUCAAUAAGGAGCUGUUCUCAAAGAAUAAAAAACCUCCAGAUGUUUUUUCUCAAACUGAUAAAGUUAAAGGGUCAACUGCUGAUAUUGUAACCAGUAAAAAGCCUCAGAAAAAACAAGCUACAAUUUUAGCAUUGACAAAAUAUGCUUCUAUGUUUCCAGAAAAGAUUUGUUUCAACUUACGAAAACUAGAUGUGAAGUUUGUGCAUUGGGAACUUGAUAUUGUUGUUGAAAAUAACAUCCUGGGCAUUCAAUUGAAAAGCAUCAAAUCAAGACCAACUGAAGAUGUGGGGGAGAGUACACGCCUUGAUGUUCAGUUGGAUUUCAGUGAGAUACAUCUUAUUAGAGAAGCUGGUUCUUCUGUAUUGGAGAUAACGAAAGUCGAUGUUGUCUCUUUUGUCUACAUCCCAAUUCAGGUGACUCCUGUGAAAUCAUGGCAGCUAAUCUCACCUGUUAGAGCUGAGGUUGAUGUUAAGCUUAGAGGGACUCGGUGCAACAUUAUAAUGAGUAGAUUAAAGCCAUGGUUGAGAUUGCAAUCCUCCAAAAAGAAGGGAAUGGUUCUUCAAGAGGAAACUUCUACUCUUGAGAAGCCACAAUCAACUGAAUCCAAAGCCUUCACGUGGACGUGUACUGUCUCAGCCCCUGAGAUGAUAAUUGCGCUUUAUAGUAUCAGUGAUGUGCCGCUGCAUCAUUGCUGCUUACAGUCAUCGCAUGUGUUUGCUAACAACACUUCAAGUACAGGAACCACAAUACACAUGGAACUUGGUGAGCUGAAUUUGCAUAUGGCAGAUGAAUAUCAAGAAUGCUUGAAAGAAAGCCUUUCCAGUGUGGAAUCAAAUUCAGGUUCCUUACUGCAUAUAGCAAAGGUUAGUCUGGAUUGGGGUAAAAAGGACACGGAAUCAUCUGAAGAUGAUGGCCUUAGAUGUAAAUUAGUUCUUUCUGCUGAUGUAACUGGAUUGGGCAUUUAUUUCACGUUUAAGCGUGUUGAAUCACUUAUAGUAACAGCUAUGUCCUUUCAAGCACUCUUCAAAAGUCAAUCUGCUGGUAAGAAAGCAACACAGAGCCGGGCUGGGCGUUCGUCAAAACCUUCAGGGAAGGGCACUCAACUUUUAAAAAUUAAUCUUGAGCACUGUUCAGUUGGUUUUUGUGGUGAAACUUGCUUGGAAAACACAGUUGUGGCUGAUCCCAAGCGUGUAAAUUAUGGGUCUCAGGGUGGUCGAGUUGUUAUUAGUGUUUCAGCUGAUGGUACACCACGUAAUGCAACUAUAAUGUCCACAGUUUCUGAUCAGUGCAAGAAAUUAAAAUACUCUCUUUUGCUUGACAUCUUCCAGUUUAGUUUGUGUGUGAACAAGGAGAAACAAUCCACACAGGUGGAGUUUGAAAGAGCCAGAUCUAUCUAUCAGGAACAUCUUGCAGAAGAUAAACCAGACACAAAAGUUGCAUUAUUUGACAUGCAGAAUGCAAAAUUUGUACGACGCUCCAGUGGCCUUAAGGAGAUAACUGUUUGCUCUCUGUUCAGUGCUACUGAUAUCUCCAUCCUAUGGGAGCCUGAUGCACAUCUGUCUUUGUUUGAACUUGUUUUGCAACUGAAAGCACUGGUUCAUAAUCAGAAGGUUAAGGGACUUGGUAAUGAACACAUGGAUAAUGUCUCAGGUGUAAGAGAUGUUGAGCAGAAGAAAGAAGUCACUGUGAUGGAAUCGGGCCAUCUUGAUAAAACAAAGAAAAAAGAAUCUAUAUUUGCUGUUGAUGUGGAGAUGCUUUGUAUAUCUGCUGAAGUUGGAGAUGGAGUUGAUGCACUUGUGCAGGUUCAGUCAAUUUUCUCUGAGAACGCCCGCAUAGGAGUACUUUUUGAAGGACUGAUGCUUAGUUUCAAUGGAGCCCAGAUAUUCAAAAGCAGCCGAAUGCAAAUUUCCCGUAUUCCCAAUGCUUCCAGCUCAUCUGAUGCAAAAGUGCUGGUGGCCACUGUGUGGGAUUGGGUGGUUCAAGCACUUGAUGUUCAUAUUUGCAUGCCUUUCAGGCUGGAGUUGCGUGCCAUUGAUGAUGCUGUUGAGGAGAUGUUGCGAGCUUUGAAGCUUAUAACUUCUGCUAAAACUCAGCUAAUUUUUCCCAUGAAGAAAGAAAGCUCCAAACCUAAAAAGUCUAGUUCAACAAAAGUUGGAUGUGUGAGGUUCUGCAUACGUAAGCUGACUGCUGAUAUUGAGGAAGAAGCAAUGCAGGGUUGGCUUGAUGAGCACUAUCAUCUAAUGAAGAAUGAGGCCCUUGAGUUAGCUGUUAGGUUGAAAUUUCUUGACGAUUAUAUUUUGGCCAAUCAGUCUUCUAAAACUGCUGAAACUAAUGAUUCUGCUUGUGAAAGAAGGAUUCACUAUAAUGGAGCUGAGAUUGAUGUGCAAGAUCCUUCAGCAAUAAAAAAAAUGCAAGAAGAGUUAUAUAGACAGUCUUUUCGAUCCUAUUACUUGGCAUGUCAGAAGCUAAAACCAUCGGAAGGCUCAGGUGCCUGGAGGGAAGGUUUUCAGGCUGGUUUUAGGCCAAGCACUGCAAGAACUUCUGUUCUUUCUGUUUCAGCUACAGAGUUAGAUGUGACCUUGACAAGGAUUGAUGGUGGAGAUGAUGGGAUGAUAGAGGUUCUAAAGCAGCUUGAUCCAGUAUGUCAUGAAAGUAAUAUACCAUUUUCCCGACUGUAUGGGAGUAAUAUUCUCUUAAACACUGGCAGUCUAGCUGUUCAGUUAAGAAAUUACACAUUUCCUCUUUUUUCUGCAAUUUCUGGUAGAUGUGAAGGCCGUGUUGUGCUAGCACAGCAGGCAACAUGUUUUCAGCCCCAAAUUUUUGAUGAUGUCUUCAUUGGGAGGUGGAGAAAGGUCCGCAUGCUUCGUUCAGCCAGUGGUACAACUCCGCCGAUGAAAACAUACUCAGAUUUGCCUAUACAUUUUAAAAAAUCGGAAGUGUCCUUUGGGGUGGGAUAUGAACCGGUUUUUGCUGACAUAAGCUAUGCUUUCACCGUGGCACUUCGUAGGGCUAAUUUAAGCAAUAGGCAUCCAGGUCUUCCACAGCCGCCAAAAAAGGAGAAGAGCUUACCAUGGUGGGAUGACAUGAGAAAUUACAUCCAUGGAAAUAUCUCCUUAUUCUUUUCUGAAACUAAAUGGAGCAUUCUUGCAACUAGUGAUCCCUAUGAAAAGCUUGACAAACUUGAAAUUGUUUCUGGUUCGAUGGAGAUACAGCAAUCAGAUGGCCGUGUUUAUCUUUCUGCAAAGGAUUUCAAAAUUGUCUUGAGUAGUUUGGAGAGUUUGGUAAAUAGUCGCAAUUUAAAACUUCCUACCAGUGUCUCUGGUGCUUUCCUUGAAGCUCCAGUCUUUAGCGUUGAGGUUACAAUGGAUUGGGACUGCGACUCUGGUAAUCCCAUGAAUCAUUAUUUGUUUGCACUUCCUAUGGAAGGGGUGCCUCGGGAGAAAGUAUUUGAUCCUUUCAGAUCUACUGCUCUUUCCCUCCGUUGGAACUUUUCUCUUAAACCCCCACUUCCCCCGUUGGAUAAACAAUCCCCAUCUGCCUCAGCAUCAGAUUGCACUGUUCUUGAUGGAACUCUAAAUGGGGCACAUUGUAAUGCUGAGAAUGUUUCAAUUGCUUCACCAACAGUGAAUUUCAGUGCACAUGAUCUAGCUUGGAUGGUUAAGUUCUGCAAUUUGAACUAUCUUCCUCCUCACAAAUUGCGUUUCUUCUCUCGUUGGCCUCGUUUUGGAGUUCCAAGAAUUCCUAGAUCAGGAAACUUGUCAUUAGAUAGGGUGAUGACAGAAUUUAUGCUUCGUUUCGAUGCUAUGCCUAUUUGCCUUAAGCAUAUGACAUUAGAUGAUGAUGAUCCAGCUAAAGGACUGACAUUUAGUAUGACAAAGCUCAAAUGUGAAAUCUGUUCCAGCAGGGGUAAGCAAAAAUAUACUUUUGAAUGCUUUCGUGAUCCUCUUGAUCUUGUGUACCAGGGGCUUGACCUUCAUAUGCCUAAGAUUUUUUUAAACAAAGAAGAUUGCACUAGUGUCACAAAAGUAGUUGAAAUGACAACGAAAACUUCUCAGUCUGCUUCCAUGGAGCAAGUUCCUAGUGAAAAAAGUAAUUAUAUGAGUGGUUGCACCGAGAAGCAUCGUGAUGAAGGAUUUUUUUUGUCAUCUGACUAUUUUACAAUCAGGAGGCAGGCCCCAAAAGCUGAUCCUGCAAGUUUAUUGGCAUGGCAAGAGGCUGGGAAAAAAAAUCUUGAAAUGACAUAUGUCAGACCUAAACUUGAGAAUGGGAGUGAAAGUGAUGAGCACACACGCUCAGAUCCUAGUGAUGAUGAUGGAUACAAUGUGGUUAUAGCUGACAAUUGUCAGCGUAUUUUUGUUUACAGCCUUAAACUGUUGUGGACCAUAGAGAAUCGAUAUGCUGUGUGGUCGUUUGUUGGUGCAAUGUCCAAAGCAUUUGAACCUCAAAAGCCUUCUCCUUCUCGGCAGUAUGCACGGAGGAAGUUACUUGAGGAGAACCAGAAAAUUGGUGAACCUGAAAUGCCUCAAGAGGAUGCUCCGAAGUCCCCUUCUACCAACCAUGGUGUGCCUUCUCCUUCUGAACAUGUGGAAACAUCAGGAUCCAAUUCAUCUCUAUCACAUGCAGUUGGGAUGGAAAAUUCAUCUACUGCUGCAGUUGCACUAGCAAACUAUGAAAAGGUCAAUGAUUCCGAAGAGGAAGGGACUUGUCAUUUUAUGGUGAAUGUCAUUGAGCCUCAAUUCAAUCUUCACUCUGAAGAAGCCAAUGGGAGAUUUCUUCUCGCUGCUGUUAGUGGUCGUGUUUUAGCCCGAUCAUUUCAUUCAGUUCUUCAUGUUGGCUGUGAGAUGAUUGAGCAAGCAAAUGGUACUGGAAAUGUUCAUAUUCCUGAAGGUGGGCAUGACAUGACAUUGAAACGCAUGGAGUUUUCUGUGAUGCUGGAGCAUGUGCAGGCUCAUGUUGCACCAACUGAUGUGGAUCCUGGGGCUGGAAUACAGUGGCUUCCAAAAAUUCGUAGUUCUCCAGAGGUCAAGCGUACUGGUGCUCUACUUGAAAGAGUGUUUAUGCCUUGUGAUAUGUACUUCCGAUACACAAGGCAUAAAGGUGGAACCUCUGACUUGAAGGUGAAGCCGUUAAAGGAUCUGACCUUUAACUCUCACAACAUAACAGCUACCAUGACAUCUCGUCAGUUUCAAGUUAUGCUGGAUGUAUUAACCAAUCUUCUCUUUGCUCGGACUCCCAAGCCUCGAAAAAGUAGUCUCUCUUGUCCUGGAGAAGAUGAUGAAGAUGUUGGGGAGGAGGCAGAUGAGGUGGUUCCUGAUGGUGUUGAAGAGGUAGAACUUGCCAAAAUCACCCUUGAACAGAAAGAACGGGAGCAGAAGUUGCUACUCAAUGACAUUAAGAAGUUAUCUCUUCAUUGUGAUACUUCAGGAGACCAUCUGGAAGAGGAAGGUGAUUGGUGGAUGGUAAAUGGUGGGAGAUCUAUUUUGGUGCAAGGACUGAAGAGAGAACUUAUUAAUGCAAAAAAAUAUAGGAAGGCGGCCUCUCUAUCCUUACGGGUUGCUUUGCAGAAAGCAGCUCAGCAACGGCUGAUGGAGAAAGAAAAGAACAAAAGUUCAUCCUCUGCCAUGCGAAUUUCUUUGCAAAUUAACAAAGUUGCUUGGAGCAUGCUUUUGGAUGGUAAAUCAUUUGCUGAGGCAGAGAUAAAUGAUUUGAUUUAUGAUUUUGACCGCGAUUACAAAGAUGUUGGUGUUGCUCAGUUUACAAUUAAGUGUUUUGAAGUGAGAAACUGCCUACCUAAUGCCAAGUCUGAUACGCUUUUAUCAGCAUGGAAUCCUCCUCCAGAAUGGGGAAAAAAAGUCAUGCUCCACGUAGAUGCAAAGCAGGGAGCUCCAAAGGAUGGGAACUCUACUCUGGAGCUUUUUCAGGUAGAGAUAUAUCCCCUUAAGAUUCAUUUGACUGAGACAAUGUAUAGAAUGAUGUGGGCGUAUCUCUUCCCAGAAGAAGAACAAGAUUCACAAAGACGACAGGUUAGUUCUGGGCUUCAGAUAUUUGAAUCUGCUAGCAAAUUUGUAGUGCAAUUGGUGAGUGUUCAUAUGCUUGGAACUUUGGAGAUGCAGGAAGUUUGGAAGGUCUCCACAACAGCCGGUGCAAGACGUGUAAAGAAGGGUUCCUCAAACCAUGAUGCAUCUGCAUCAGGGAGCCACUCAACAAAGGAGUCUGAGGUAUCAUCCAAACCAAGUGUGUCUUGUACGUCCAUUACCAUUCAGCCUGUUCCUGCUGAUUCUCCCCAAGCAUCAAAGUUGCAAGACCUAAAAUCAAAUGUUGUUUCUGGUUCUGGCCCUGAGUUGAGGAGAACAUCUUCUUUUGACAGAACAUGGGAAGAGACUGUCGCUGAAUCUGUGGCUAAUGAACUUGUUCUACAUGCUCACUCCUCCGGCAUUUCUUCCACGAAAAGUGGGUCACUUGUUCCCGUUGAGCAACAAGAUGAAUCCUCUAAAAAUAAAAUGAAAGACACAAAAUUUGUUAAGUAUGGUCGAUCGUCUCAGGAAGAGAAGGUUGGAAAAUCCAAUGAAGAGAAAAAAUCUAGGCCUCGGAAAAUGACAGAAUUUCACAAUAUCAAGAUAAGUCAGGUUGAGCUACAAGUUACAUACGAAGGGUCCAGAUUUGUUGUAAAUGAUCUCAAGUUGCUGAUGGAUACAUUUCACCGUGUUGAGUUCACUGGGACUUGGAGGAGACUGUUCUCUCGUGUUAAGAAGCAUAUUAUAUGGGGUGUCCUAAAGUCUGUAACUGGAAUGCAGGUUAAGAAAUUCAAAGACAAGGCACAUAGUCAACAGCCAAGUGGAACUGCUGUUGCUGAUAGUUACCUCAAUCUCUGCGACGUUGAUCAGGUUGAGAAACCUGAUCAAAUAACCUUACUUAAGCGUCCAGGUGAUGGAGCUGGUGAUGGAUUUGUUACUUCCAUUAGAGGCCUCUUCAACACUCAAAGGCGCAAAGCCAAACAAUUUGUGCUCCGAACCAUGAGAGGUGAAGCAGAUGAUUUCCAUGGAGAGUGGAGUGAAGGUGAAGCUGAGUUCUCUCCAUUCGCCAGGCAGCUGACCAUAACCCAAGCUAAGAAACUUAUUAGGCGGCACACAAAGAAGUUCCAAUCAAGGGGACAGAAAGGUUCAUCUUCUCAGCAGAGAGACUCACUUCCAUCGUCUCCGAUGGAUCCUAUGGAGCCUACUCCAUUUGAAACCGACUCUUCCAGUGAAUCCUCACCCUAUGAGGAUUUUCAUGAAUAAAUCCAUAUCUCAUCAACAGAAGGGUAUUGUUUGAAGGACUUGAGUGGAGCAAACAGUAUGCAAUCUGCAAAUAUGGCCAAUUGAAAAGUUGCUACGUGACUGUAACUGCAUUUUGACUGAACUGCAACCUUGCAUGUAGACAGACUCGAAUGUUGCUGAUCUUCAAAUAAAAGCUGAUUGCAGCUCUCAAGCAUGAAAAAUAUGAAGGUAUGCCUGCUUGGUUAUUGACUAUGGAUGUAUUGGUUGAUGAUGCCUUCUAUGAUGAUUGAUCUUUUGAAUGCCUGGGCUCUGUGACUCCGCUCAAGAGAAGUGCUUCAAGCAGUUCAAAUCUGUCAAUUUUGUGGGUUGGGUUAAAAUAUAUAGAUUAUACCAGCCACCAAGCACUAUGAUUUUGUAAGAAAUAAAUGUGAAAUUUCCUUUCUCUCUGGGAUACGCUUUUAACAUUAAAUAAUCCUAGGCGUUGGAUCGGAUCUUGUGUCUGACUAAAGUUGGUCUUGCCAUUUACCUUUUUGUGGUGUAAAGAUGCUAUUUGAAUCACCUUAUUUAUUCCAAUUAAUCGCCCUUCUUGCAUAGCAACAAUUCAUGUCCAACUUACAUUUCCCACUUUCUAUAUUUCUAAAUCAUAAACAUGCA
This is a messenger RNA of Durio zibethinus, 9077 nucleotides long. The record is from RefSeq and is a predicted model, not a curated record. NCBI's taxonomy places the organism in Eukaryota, Viridiplantae, Streptophyta, Magnoliopsida, Malvales, Malvaceae.